UACGGAAACUUCGGCAUGUGUUUUGUACCGGCAUGCCCACCCAAGCAGUCGCGUCAUUCAUGUGUGCGACUAUUGUUGGAGUUUGUUUUGCUGACCAAUUUGAUUGGUUGGCUGACCAAUUUGACAGCAUCGCAACUGUCAGCCCCGUGCCACGCUACAAUGGAUGCUUCUGUUAGGAAUUUCCGGAGUAAUGGGCGUGGUAGUUUAACGGACAGGAAUAAUCGGUCGCCGGCAGCCGGACGACCAAUAUGGUCCGGCCGGGCGCUACUGUGCCCGUAUUAUCAAUGGCUCAUUGUGAUAACUGUGAUGGCAAUGGCUAAUUUAUCGUCCAUAUCCGUCAGUGCCUUCAACCUGGAUCUGAGCUCGGCUGUCACCCAUCAGGGAGAAGCCGGCUCCAUGUUCGGGUUCACGGUACUCCAGCAUACCGACAAGGGCAAGCAAAUGUUGCUCGUUGGCGCUCCGGAAGCGCAGACUACGCAAGCAGAUGUUAUAAAGGGCGGAUCAGUGUUUAAAUGCUCAAUAACUCAGCCCGUGUGCCAAGAAAUCAUUUUUGAUUCAAAAGGGCCAAAUAUCGUGCCGAAUCCGAUGACGCGCGCGAACGAGCCACUGGAUGAUAAAUCCGGUCAAUGGUUGGGCGCCAGCAUAGCUUCUGCCAGCCCAGACGGGCCUGUGGCAGUCUGUGCACCCCGCUAUGUAUAUUUCUCACCCAGUUUUUCCAAACGAGAACCAGUAGGGACAUGCUAUGUCGGAACCGAAUCCCUCACCGAAUUCAGGGAGUAUUCACCAUGCCGGCAAGGAUCCGGAUCUUCUGGCUAUCAUCAGCAAGGCAGCUGCCAAGCGGGAUUUUCCGCUGCAGUCAGUAGGGAUGGAAGUCGACUUUUUAUGGGGGCACCUGGAACGUGGUACUGGCAAGGGCAAGAACAUUCGGCUUCACUCACGAACCGUGAUGAAGUGCUGGCGACUGUAGAAAGUCCUCCACACCACGACGACAGCUAUCUCGGCUAUUCAACCGUAGUGGGCGAAUUCAGCGGCGAUAAAGUGGAUGACGUUGCUGUUGGAAUGCCUCGUGGCUACAACCUCGUCGGAGCGGUCAUUCUUUUCGACAUGCAGUUGCGUAACUUACUAAAUUUGACGGGUGAGCAGAUGGGAAGUUAUUUUGGAUAUGCGUUAGCGGUGGCCGAUAUCAACGGAGACAGACUGGACGAUUUGAUUGUUGGAGCACCAUUGUUUACGAAUUACAGUUCAAACGAUAAUGCGAUUGAAAAAGGACGAGUUUACAUAUAUUACCAAAAGCAGACGCAUCGAUUUUCCAGCCCGGAUACUCUUGAUGGCGAUUUUAAUCGUGGGCGUUUGGGAAUGUCACUUUGUUCUGCCGGUGAUUUAAAUCUGGAUGGUUUCGCAGAUAUCGCCGUGGGCGCACCAUACGCGGGGGAGGACGGACGCGGCCUCGUUUACAUCUACAUGGGUGGGAAGAACGGAAUUGUGAGCAAACCGACGCAAGUCAUCGGCGCCCGUGAUAUCGAUGUCCAUUUGACGACGUUCGGCUUCUCCUUGGCGGGCGGCAGCGAUCUCGAUGGGAACUCUUACCCAGAUUUGGUUGUCGGAGCUUAUAAGUCUGAUCGCGCAGUCAUACUGAAGUCUCGUCCGGUGGUUACGGUUACAACGUUGCUUGAUAUGCCUACAACCGUGAAUUUGGAGAAUAAGGGAAAUUGCAUGCUAAGAAAUGGAACACGAGUGAGCUGUUUCGUGCUCAACACAUUUGUUCAGUAUUCUGGUACCAAUGUUCCCGACCAUUUAACCAUCGAAGUGGAAACUAUUUUGGAUUCGGGUUCUCCUGUGCCGCGAGCGUUCUUCCGACAUGAAGAAGGCAAAAGCCGACUCAACACGACAUACCAGCUGGCCAAAAAUCAGCAGCGAAACAACAGUGUAUAUGUUUACAUGCCGAAUUACUUUCGGGACAAGCUGAGCCCUAUUAAAAUGGAAGCCAAGUAUCGCAUUGUCGACGCCAAUUUUCCAUCCUGGUCCAGCAGUCCAGGUGGCGCGGCGUCAUGGUCAUCAGGUCAGCAGGCGCUGCCCCUCCGCCAGCGGCGGGAUAUUACGCCCAUUCUGGAUCAGCUGAACUCCACGUCAGUUUCCAAGCAAAUCCGCAUUGGCAAUAAAUGUGGGCCGGACGAUGUUUGCCACCCUGCUUUACGGCUGAAUACCCGCCUAAGCUCAGGGAAGCCGGAAUAUAUCUUGGGGAAGUCGGAUCCAUUAAGCGUGGAUGUUAAUGUGGAGAAUGAGGGUGAAGAUGCGUUCGAAACAAUGUUUUUCUUGAAUCUGCCACCGGGAGUCCAGUACGCCAAGGCCCAACAAGACGCCAAUCAGCCGCAUGUUGGAGUUACAUGUAGUCAACGGAGUGGAAAAGGAGAAAAUACUGUGAUCUGUGACGUUGCUAAUCCAUUACCGGCCGGACAAAAGGCAUCGUUCAAGAUAUUUCUGCAACCUGUCCCUUCCCAGCUGGAAGCGGAAGUCCUGAAUUUUUCUGCUAAAGUCAACAGUUCGAACGCAGAAAACCCGCGUUACGUCCAGAAGAACAACAACAUGGAUUUCCGGCUGAAAAUAUCGGCCGACGCAUCGCUUGCCGUUUCUGGCUCAUCUUCCCCGCAGCAAGUCAAGUACUGUGUCGACUGCGCAACGCCCACGCGCUACCACACAGAACGACAGAUUGGACCAGCAGUAAAGCAUAUGUACACGAUUUAUAAUGAUGGACCAACCACGAUCGAGAAAGCUCAAGUACGCAUACACUGGCCUUCGUAUACGCGCAAGAAAAUGCAUUUGCUGUAUUUGAUGGAGCAACCGUUCGUUGAUGGGCAAAACGUAACGUGCCACAAAGUGCCGGCAAAUACUGAACGCGUUGAGAUUGAUUCAAAUGAAACUCUUAAUUUUCACCAACGAAUCCAUCCGGCGCAGUCACCUUCCCAAGCAUCCCCGACACGCGGACCACGUUCGACCGAUAAUGCACAAGGUCAACCUAAAGAGCAGAAGAAGCGCCAAACCGAUUCGUAUUUGGAUCAGACGGAGUCCCAUUUAAGAAGAGACGCUUGCAAUGCCUACGAAUGUGUUUAUAUUACCUGUGAUAUACACGGCUUGGCGGAGAGACAAACUGUGGCUAUAACCGUCCGUGCGCGAUUAUGGGAAGAAAGUCUGCGGAAAAUGCAGUUUGAUGACAUUUCCAUAUCAUCUACCGCCCUUGUUUAUGUUCAGUCCCUGGCGCAUUCCGUAAAACCACGAUCUAAUCAGCACUAUUCGGUCGUGAUAAAAACGGAUAUAAACCCUUCCGAUCCAGCCAGAGUGCAAAUGGCCAUCCCAUGGUGGAUGAUCCUGGUUGGAGUUCUUAUUGGGCUUUUAUUACUAGUCGUCAUCAUAUUAGUCUGUUGGAAGUGCGGAUUCUUCCGACGAAAACGCCCCGGCAUGGCGAACGGCGCUGCAGCCGGAAGUGCCGCGGCAGCCGCCAGUGCGCGCGGAGGCGGUAGUGUCGCCGCCGGCGGACACAGUUAUAACGGGGCUCGUUAUCAACCCUUGGCUACCAGUGCCGGCGCCGGCGCCGCGUCCAACGGCAAUGGUCACGGCCACACCACGCCCUACUACGCCUACCGAUACGACUAUGCCGACAACAAGUACUAUCCCGAAAGGGCGCCAGGCAAGCCGCAAUCCAGUGACGCUUAUCUAUGAGCCAAAGGUCAUCUGUGUGAAGUUUUUGCAUUACUUGCGUGAUUUGUUCAGUUCAAAGGGAGCGCAAUGACCUUCGGAGUUAGCGCCGCAAGUAUGCUUGUUUUUUAUUUUAAAAUGCUUUGGACAAAACGAAAAAUGCUUAUACUUCUGCGCCUCCUCGUUUGAAUGAUACUAAUUUUUUAAUGACUCGCAUGUUGUAGUAGAUUUAAUUUGGGACCUAAUCCAGUCGAUCUGCAUGUUCCGUAAAAAUUUUUUGUUGAUCUUUAUAGUCAUUUUACCUGGGUUUUUGUCUUGAUGUUGUGGUACAAAAUGCUGCAGUACUCGUAUGGGUUACGUAUGACGAGAAAAAAAACUAAAACAGCGAAUGC
Messenger RNA from Paramacrobiotus metropolitanus, 4082 nucleotides. Its product is annotated as integrin alpha-8-like. The transcript has 26 exons. The record is from RefSeq and is a predicted model, not a curated record. Gene Ontology annotation, cellular component: external side of plasma membrane; integrin complex. Gene Ontology annotation, molecular function: integrin binding. Bases 16 to 3714 code for a protein of 1232 amino acids. Lineage: Eukaryota; Metazoa; Tardigrada; Eutardigrada; Parachela; Macrobiotidae. Gene Ontology annotation, biological process: cell adhesion mediated by integrin; cell-matrix adhesion; integrin-mediated signaling pathway.